AUAAUUAGUUAAUCCUUCUGUUGUAAUACUUAUUUAUCCUAUCAAAAAAAACGGACAUUAAAAAAGAUAUUACGCAGUCAAUUGCAAGUAAAAUUCUACUCAAAAGCGUUCUUGUGUUUCAACAACAAACGCCUGCCUAGGCACACACGCUCAUUACCCAUACUACGACGCCACUAUAGCAACAGGUUCCCAUCAUUAUUAAAUCGAUAAUAUCAAAACAACGGCAAAACGAUGCGCUACGACCGUCCCGGACACAGCACGACAAGACGAAUCCACAGUAAGUUAGAAGUAAGAUGGUGUAGCACAUUAAACUAUGCUCUCGCGAAUGACGAUGCUUCGGAGUGAUGGUGUCAUAGAUUAAACCAAAAACAGUUUCACAUCCUGAAUCUGAGAGUAAAAGUGAAUCGAUAUAGGUACAGUAACGACAACAUAAGGAGAACUCAAAGUCAGUGUCUUCUCGCGCCAAACGAAGUACAGAAAAAAAACAGUUGAAAAGAUUCAGAAUUCAUUAGGCGUCUCGUAGCGUGGCAAAGUAAACAGUUACAGUGCCUUUUGCUAGCUGCCUGUCCUUCCAGCCAGCCUGCCUUUGUGACCCGUUUCGUUGUGUGCUGUGACGGAACAUUCCUGUUCCUUGUGUGAUACAGCAGUGGGAAGCAUAUAAUCUGUUAUGAAUUUUUGAUUUCUUCUCCUACUGUUGUAGGCUGCAGGAAUGUAACGACAUCCUUCUCUUGUGACAGGUGCCACAGAACCGGCGGUGAAUAGUUGAGCUGUUCGUUCGCUUUUGUGCUGGCUUGUUGGGUUCUUCGAACCACAGCUACUAAUCACAAAGACUCUUCUCAAAACUUCACUGUGACUUCCUACCCAGACGCGAACCAUUCGGGAUGUAAAUUCGUUCGUGCUGCAAAGGAAAACAGUGUCCGCAGUGGUGGCUGCCUGGUGGAAGUGGUAACGCUGCUCUUCGUGACGCGUGAGAAAAUCUUCUUCUGUUUUAAAAGCGGUUUUUUUGUUGGUUUGUUUGCUUCGUUCUCAUUUUUAUUGUUAGCAGUGAGAGUAAGAAACAAUAGAAUACAAUUAGUGCGAACAGCAACAGGAAAGUGCUCAAGUGUAACGGAAAUAGUACGACCGUAGGGGUGGUGAUUCGAACAAAUAAACGAAAACCCGUACAAAAUGGAUGACAUUUUCGGUAAGAAAAAGGAGGUCGUCCCCAUACUGGACCUUUCCAAGUCGAGCGCAACGACGCGGGAAGAGUUUAAGCGUAUGAUCGAGAAGGUACCGGACUAUAAGAUGCGUCCGAUCAAAGUCCGGUCGGAUGAGAUCCGGUUCAAGGAGAAGGAGUAUGGGUUCAAGAUGCAAAAAAAGGAACUGAGGAUGCUGAUGAAAAAUGGUGGCGAACGGGAUAAGCUGUACGCGUACAUGGAUCCAAUACCGGGCGAGAUGCGCAAUCUAGUCAUUAUGGAGCUGUGCAGUGUACCGAUCGAUUGGAAAAUGCUUACGAGCCAGCGGCCAAAAACGAAGGUGGAAGAAGAUUACUUCAGCAAGUUGGUUGAGUUAGGCAAACUGCAGAUUAAAACCAUCCAACGUGACAAGCGGGAAAAUCUGCUCGCCACCUCCGUACGCAAGGUGAAAAAUCGUUCUGGCAUUAUCGAAUCGCGCGUCUUUACCUGCAACGAAUGUAUGGAAGAGUUUUGCAAUGGUAAAACUUGUGCCGACUUUAACUACGAUCUGUACACGCGUGUCGUGCCGAAAGCCCCGCUGCUGAAAACUAACUCGCAGCAACAAUUGUCCCUAAACGGAGGUGUGGGUGGUGGUGGCGGGCCGGGUAGGAUGCUGGGCGACCUGAACCAGAAAAGUAUCGACAGUGGUAGCGGAACGGCAGCGGCCACUGGUGGUGGAGGUGGGAAGAAGGGUCGCAAAGGGGGACGCAAGAAGGGAUCGAAAUCGAAGGCAAAAUCGGUAGAGGCGAUCGAUGAGGAGGGCAAUCAAACGGGUGGCGGAGGAAAUGGGGCGACCGGUGGUGGUCAUGGUGGGGGCAAGAAAAAAGGUAAACGGUCGUCACGUAGCAAAACGCCACCAAAGUCAAAAUCGAUGGAAAAGUAAUCAAAGGCCAUUUCACCGCGCUGUCUGGGAACGCCAACACCAUGCGCGGCCCUUGUGCCACUUACAGCUAUCGGAUGGCUAAAGUUUCGAAUGAUUACUUAUGAAUGUGUACGUAUGAGUGCUUUUUCUGUUUUUGCAAAGCUUUGAGAAAGGAAAGAAAACACGACACGUGCAGUUGGCAAUACGCGUAUCGCCCUGGGCUAAUUAUUUAGUCCAUUGACCGUGGACGCGAAUGGCGGGAAAUUGCAUAUCGCUUUGAACAAUCAGUUGAUAGGAAAAUAAUUUAUGUAAUUAAAUAUGCACUACGCAAAUAUAGUUGAAAAAAAAAGUCGAAAUCUUCUGCAGCUAGAAUAUUUUAGUUAAACAAUAAAAAAAUGAAUAAAAAGUUCUGUUUGGAAUGUAACAAAUAUUUCAAUCACAAUUGAUUGUUUUAAUUAAGCGAGAACAAUUAAAAAUACUCCUUCAUUGUUGAACGGUUACUUUCAUUGCCGAGGAAAAUAUAGAACAUACGGUGUCACUAGUCGACCGGACCAGCCAAAAAGAAUAGUCAUGUUUGAUGGCAAAUACAUUUCAUAUUCUACUCUUCUGUUUGCAGUGUAUUAUUUAGAAUGGUUUAAGCCUUAUUUAGAAAUUCAUUUGUUAUUUGGUAUUCACCUUUAACCUGAAAACCCAUUAUCAUUAAUACUAGCCAAAUUUUUUAAAUAUACGAACUCUAUCCACAAUCUCAAACCUUGAGAGAAACUACGACAACAAAUCGUUCCUUUACGACCUGUGUUAGUACAACUAACGGAAACGGAAUAUUUUACAAGUGAUCUUGUCACUGCCGACAGCUACGACAGGUCGAGUGAUUCAUUAUGUACUGGCGAACGAAAAAUGGCAAUCGUAUGUAGACGUAUCAUCUGUCUAUCCAUUUUAGACCGUUAGCUGAACUUCGUUAGUUGAUCGUGAAGUGGAAAUAACAUUUGAAUAUAUAAUAACUGAUUUAGACAAAAUAAGAAUACAACGUGCUGUUGAACUUCUUUGCAAACAU
Molecule: messenger RNA, 3127 nt
Organism: Anopheles funestus (African malaria mosquito)
Lineage: Eukaryota; Metazoa; Arthropoda; Insecta; Diptera; Culicidae
Product: keratin, type II cytoskeletal 1
Exons: 2
Coding region: 1168-2097 (309 amino acids)
Source: RefSeq, a predicted model, not a curated record